AUAUUGCACAUUGGGAACAUUUUAACCGCCGUUUUGCGUGACAUCAUCGAAUUCAACUGAAAUUCCUUAUUUAAAGCCUUCAACAGGAGAUUUUAAGCAAUUUUUCAUAUUAUUUGUGUGUACAAAAAUCUAUAAAAUGGAUGAUGUUUAUGUUUUUAAGAAGACUCUUCUCGAGAGAUAUGACGAUUGUUUGAACAUUUUUAGCUUAAAAUCGGAAAUCAAGCCAUCCGAAAUCCAAAAAGAGUGGAGUAACUUUCUCGAUGUCGUUGUAGAGCCAGCAGGUUGGCAAGCUAUUUGGAAAGUUCCUCGUGCCACAUGCGAUGUCCUGAAGCUCCGAUUUCCCAUUAACAUCAUCGGGACUGUCAAUCAAGUGUAUUACGAUGAUUUGACAGCAAAUUUUACAAUUGAAGAAGUCGAGGAUUGCGGCAGCGACGAAGAAGUUAAUUUGCCCGAUCAGUACGACGUUAGUUUAAUGGAGCUUUUUCCCACGAAAUCGCAAGAAAAUCAAGCUUUGAAUAUCGAACGAACAGCUGAAGGCAUCGAUUCGCUUCGUUUUUUCUAUUCUCACAUCUGGCGAGCAUGGGAUGCGGAUUGUGACGUCGACAUGGAUUGGAAUUCUUAUUUGGAAACCCGUAUUAAAUUCUAUUUUGACCUAAUUUCGCAGAAAAUGUCGAAACGAUUGGCAGUUCACAUCAAGAAUUUGUUGGAAGAAGCGAAUUACGUGUUCAAAAGGAAGCAAUUGAUCGAAGAGGAAAUGGACGACGAAGAUGACGAUGUUCCCACGAAAAAUGUGAAAGAACUCAUGCACUUGCAUUAUCGCCUAAAAUUACUGCGAAACGACUUGGAAAUGUUAGAAAACGAGGAUAUGCGUCAAGUUUUCGAGUCCAUCAAGUUUAGCGCGAACGGCGAUGGAUGUGACAGCACAAAACGAUUUUCCUUAAAUGUUCACGAGCAACCUGCCAGCAAAGGGAGCACUUUUAUCGUGUGUCCUGAAAGUAAUUUCAAAGAAUUAUCGUCAUUCAUCAACUCGUUACAAAUAAAAGAUGACACUCCCGUAUCCACACAUCACUCACUCGCCGAUGUCUUUGAACAUUGUUCGAAUGUCAAGCAAAUUUACUUGUCUCCCGCAACUCAUACCUUGAAUUUCAACGAAAAUCUCUUCGGAAAAUGCACAAUUACGGGAUCCAAUUCGACUUUGACGUCAAAAGUAUUUGAAACAACGCUUUUAACUCUUAAUGGAUCCUUUGUCUUGGAAAACAUCACGUUUGAUUGCAAGAACUCGAGUGUUGGUUUAGUCAUUACGGAAGGUAAAACGAUCCUUCGUAACUGCACGUUGAUCGGUAAGCCAGCAGCAUCCAUCCAAGAAGGCAUAAUUGUGACAGGAAAUGCUUCGUUGACUCUUGAAAACUGUAAAUUUGUGAAUUUUGCGACGGCACUUCAGACAAGAAGGAAUUCUACGGUGAGCUUGAACGACGUAACCAUCAAAGAUUGUCAAAUUGGACUGGAUUUGGGUAAAAAGGCGAAUUCCAACAUGAGUGGUGUCAAAUUCGAGAAUGUUAAAAAAGAGUGCCUGAAGGAUGAUGCAAAAAUUGAAGAAGAAAAAGAUGAAAAUAUGGAUAUUCCUGAGAAAGAUGUUUCGUUUAAUGAUUCCAGUAUUAUUUGUAUUGAUGAUUAAUGUUGAUUUUUUGUAUAAAUUCAAAUAAAAAAAACUCAAAAUAAAUAUUUU
Culicoides brevitarsis is the source of this 1726-nucleotide messenger RNA. It is a transcript of the gene nesd, whose product is annotated as protein nessun dorma. Gene Ontology annotation, biological process: male meiosis cytokinesis; spermatogenesis. The record is from RefSeq and is a predicted model, not a curated record. The transcript has 3 exons. The coding region runs from base 137 to 1675 and encodes 512 amino acids. NCBI's taxonomy places the organism in Eukaryota, Metazoa, Arthropoda, Insecta, Diptera, Ceratopogonidae.